AAACAAAAAUAAAAAAUAAAAAAUCAUAAACAAAUUAAUAAUUAGGUGCGAAAGAAAACGUGAAUUAGAGAAGAAAAAAAAAAUCUCACCAUCGCAAAACCCAACCCAGAAAUUUCUUCAAAAUCCGAAGCUAUGUGUUGUGGCCAACAUCCCUUCUUUCCAAGAGACGCCGGCACCGAUCAAUCUCCGUCGGCGCUCGAAAACCUCCGCGUCCGCCUCGCCGACACCGAAGCUCGCCUCGCACGCGCCAGAGCGCGUGAAGCCCAGCUCACGCUCCGUCUUCACGAGAUGAAGCGCUUCCUAUCUGUUAUGGAAAUUCUUGAAGGCUAUCUCAAACGCCGGUACCGUCUUCAACAACAACGUCUCGCUCGCCUCCUUUCUGUUCCGCCUACUGUAUAACCGUCACCGUCACCGUCACCGGGAAACCUGUCUAUAUGAUGUUGUUACAUAAUUGUGGAUGUUUGUUGUAAAAUUUGGGAUGCUUUAGUCUUUAAUUUUAGCGGAUUUGUGGAAAUUCGUUCGGAUUCGUUGUUGUUAGGGUUUAUUGUUUAGGUUCAAGAAUUGGUGUUGUUUUUAUAGAUUUUGUGAAUUUGAUUGAUGAUAUAAGAUGGAAAUUGUUACUUUGUUGUU
This is a messenger RNA of Vicia villosa (hairy vetch), 630 nucleotides long. RefSeq names its product protein SKIP34. The transcript has a single exon. The coding region runs from base 133 to 399 and encodes 88 amino acids. The record is from RefSeq and is a predicted model, not a curated record. NCBI's taxonomy places the organism in Eukaryota, Viridiplantae, Streptophyta, Magnoliopsida, Fabales, Fabaceae.